Molecule: messenger RNA, 1630 nt
Organism: Clupea harengus (Atlantic herring)
Lineage: Eukaryota; Metazoa; Chordata; Actinopteri; Clupeiformes; Clupeidae
Product: neuron navigator 1
Exons: 3
Coding region: 119-1363 (414 amino acids)
Source: RefSeq, a predicted model, not a curated record
UGUGGAUUCCUUUCCCUCUCUUUUCUCUCUCCUCUUCUCCUCUCUUUUGUCCUGUAUCUCGCUCUCUUCUUCGCCUGCUGCUGGCUGAAGGAUCUCUACGUGCCCCCAUGCAGGAGGGAUGCUUAGGGGUAGCGUGAAAGGACGAGAGCCUGGCGUCAAGACCGAACCGAAAGCCGAGGGCACUAGGACCUACACGCCGGCAGAGGGCAAGGGCGCUGGUACAGCCACCGAUAUGGCUGCCAAGAGGGGUAAAUCCGGGGUGCCAACCAGCGGGGUGCCCCGUAGCGAGCUGAAGGUGUACCGGGUGGGCAGCACCGACGGGCGCCUCCCUGUGAACACCAACCUGCGCAAGCAGCGCUCGCUCACCAACCUGGCGGUGCUCACCGACGCCGAGAAGAAGAUGCAGCUGUAUGAGCCCAAGUGGUGCGACGACAUGGGCAGACCGGGCGCCGGCGGGCACCUCAGAGCAGGCAAACCCAGAGCGGCAGGCGUAGGGGGAGUGGGAGGCGGAGCGGGCGGCGGCGGUACCCAGCUUUCGCGGAACCUCUCCAAGUCGGAGCACUCGCUCUUCCAGAGCAAGCCCAAACCCUUCAGCGCGCUGGCGGCACCCACCGCGCCGGGCAAGGGGCAGAGCCGCAUCCCCCGCGGGCCCUACGCCGAGGUCAAGCCCCUCAGCAAGGCCUGCGAGGAGUCAGGCAAGUCUGACGACGACAUCCUCUCCGCCAAGGCCAAGGCCGCCGCUGCGGCGGGUGCCAAGAAGGGCGCGGCCGUCGCCCCCGGCGACACAGAGGGCAAAGGUCAGGCAGGUCAGCCCUUCCUCAAGGUGGACCCGGAGCUGGUGGUCACGGUGCUGGGAGAUCUGGAGCAGCUGCUCUUCAGUCAGAUGUUGGAUCCGGAGUCCCAGAGGAAGCGGACCGUUCAGAAUGUUCUGGACCUCAGGCAGAACCUGGAGGACACCAUGUCCAGUCUGCGUGGGACUCAACUCAGCCACAGCUGUCUGGAGAGCAGCGUGUGUUACGACAGUGACGACACCAACGCCCGCAGCCUGUCCAGCCUGUCCAACCGCUCGUCCCCGCUGUCCUGGCGUCACGGUCAGUCCAGCCCGCGGCUCCAGGCCGGGGACGCGCCGUCCUCCACGGGCGGAGGGGGCGGGGGGUACCCCGGGGGCAGCGGAGGCGGCGGGGGCGGGCGCAGCCAGUACACGUCCCACACCAUGCCCACCCGCUGCACCAGCCGCCUCAGCCACUCCUCGCAGGUGGAGCUCAUAGAGGACCUCAAGUCGGGCUACCUGAGCGACAGCGACCUGGUCGGCAAGGGCCUGAACGACGACGACGAUGACGACGACAACCUGGCCAACGGGUGAGAGCACGGUCACAUUCACUAGUUAGAGAUACAUGAACAAACAAACAGACAAAUGUUUGAUGGUUUCACUUCAGUAAAUGGAAAAAAGACGACAUUCAGGGAUGUGCAGUGAAAUGAGUCACCUUUGACCUUGUGGAUAAAUGUGAGGCCUCAGUAAGACAUUCACAAACAGGUGAGUAUGUGAAGUAGCUCCAUGCUACAAUGUCUCAGUCCACACAAACCACAGCACAAGAGGGAGAUGCUCACCUGCGUUCAGGGAAAAAAGACA